Messenger RNA from Cololabis saira (Pacific saury), 1648 nucleotides. RefSeq names its product brain mitochondrial carrier protein 1-like. Lineage: Eukaryota; Metazoa; Chordata; Actinopteri; Beloniformes; Belonidae. Gene Ontology annotation, cellular component: mitochondrial membrane. The coding region runs from base 183 to 1043 and encodes 286 amino acids. Gene Ontology annotation, biological process: mitochondrial transport. The transcript has 9 exons. The record is from RefSeq and is a predicted model, not a curated record.
CGGAAGUUAAUGAGAGCUGAAAUGGGAAGCUAACACCGACCAGAAGUUUCCGGCUCAAAGUUUAUCAAAGCAAAUGCAUGAUAAUGCACCGAGUCAACGCAAGAUAAAAUAGCCGGUCCCAGCUUUUCUUUUACACCCCAGCGGGGCUGCAGCAGGUAGAGGCUGCGGCUGCAGAGGAGGAGAUGGCCAGCCUGAACUGGAAACCGUUCAUCUACGGAGGGAUGGCCUCGAUUGUCGCAGAAUUCGGCACAUUUCCUAUAGACCUGACAAAGACCCGGCUGCAGGUCCAGGGUCAGUCCCAGUACACAGAGGUACGCUACAGAGGCAUGUUCCACGCCCUCUUUAAGAUCGGCAAAGAGGAGGGUAUUAAGGCGCUUUAUUCUGGGAUUUCCCCCGCUUUACUGAGACAAGCAUCUUAUGGGACAAUCAAGAUAGGAACGUACAAUUCUCUGAAGAGGUUCUUUGUCACUCACCCAGAAGAUGAGACCAUGGUCAUCAAUGUCUUCUGUGGAGUUGUGUCUGGAGUGCUGUCCUCGUCUCUUGCCAACCCCACGGACGUCCUCAAGAUCAGAAUGCAGGCGCAGGGCAGCCUGCUGCAGGGAAGCAUGUUGUCCAACUUCGUCAACAUCUACCAGACGGAGGGCACCAAGGGGCUGUGGAGAGGCGUCAUCCCGACGGCACAACGGGCAGCCAUCGUAGUCGGGGUGGAACUUCCCGUCUAUGACAUCACCAAGAAGCACCUCCUUCGCUCUGGCGUCAUGGGAGACACCAUCCUGACCCAUUUCAUCUCCAGUUUUACGUGCGGCCUGGCGGGCGCGCUGGCCUCCAACCCUGUGGACGUGGUCAGGACGCGGAUGAUGAACCAGCGGGUUUUGUCCGGGAGCCCCAUGUACAAAGGCACCCUGGAUGGACUGAUGAAGACGUGGAAGAACGAGGGAUUCUUCGCCCUCUAUAAGGGAUUCUGGCCCAACUGGCUGCGACUGGGACCUUGGAACAUCAUCUUCUUCAUCACCUUCGAGCAGCUGAAGAAGCUGCCGUUCUAACGGGAGCCGAGCGCGGGACCGCACUCGCCGCUGAGACUGAAUCGGAGACGAGAGGAGCGUGAGCACAGCAGCUUUGUUUGUUACCGCCACACUCACACCCCCCUCAAAUCAACGGGAACGACGCAUCGUACGGAUCACGUGGCCAGAUUCAGAUCUUCUUUUGUAGGGUUUUAUUUAUCGUUUCUGUUUUGACAACGUUUGUACGACUGUUGCGUUUGAAGUCCCACCUUUGACACUCCUCAGGCACCUAAGUGUGUGCUUGUAGCAGAGGAAAGAACGUUGACAGAUUUCUUACUCUGUGCUCGGGAUUCCCACUGGAGUCUCGAGUAUUUAUUGAUAAAAUAUCUGUUCAGAUUUUUUUUUAAUCAUGAUGUUGGAAAGAUAAUUGAACUGUUGAAUGUUACAGAUUAAUGUAAAAGAGCAGAAGAAUUGACAGGUUGACCACCACAGGUGGUUGAUGUAAAAAAGAGAGGAAAUAACAGCUCUCUGAAAAAGUUAAGGUCCGUCCACGGCAAGAGGAAAGGUUUUAUCCACAUUUCUGUACGAGCCGAAGUCGGUUUUUUGUUAAUAUCAGAAUAAACUCUAUUAGUAUGGAGCCAAAUCAA